Molecule: messenger RNA, 1101 nt
Organism: Trichomonas vaginalis G3
Lineage: Eukaryota; Parabasalia; Trichomonadida; Trichomonadidae
Exons: 1
Coding region: 1-1101 (366 amino acids)
Source: RefSeq, a predicted model, not a curated record
AUGAAGAGCGGAGUACAUUCUACAUAUGUAACCUUUCAAUUCCAUCCAUCAUUAGAUGUAAUUGCCUCUCCCGUUUGCUAUAAUCAUUCAAGAGAGGCAGACUAUCAUUCAGGCUAUACAAUUGACAUUUCAAAGGUAAAUAUCGAAGAUGCAUUUCCUGUCUUGGAAGUUUAUGAUGUAAUAUCCCAGAAACAUGGAAAUUUAAUUGGGUUUACAGUAAUUGAACUCCAGCAUUGUCAGCAAACUGAUAAUUACAUUACAGUCUUAAAAGAUCAAUGGAUUGAUGUUUUUGUACCUCAUUCCAGGAAGAAAUCAGGUUCCAUUUUAGUUUCUUUAUUCCUUCACAACGGGAAGAUCAAUUAUGCACCAAAAGCAUCAAGAAAUGCAGUAUCAUUUAGAAUACAUUCAAAUGAUAUAAGCGAUAUCGAACAUAAUUCAACUAAACAAAAAAUUAAUAAUGAUGAUAAAGUUAAAAAUGAAGAAAAUAUUGAAAACAGCUUAAAUUCAUCCAUGAUUCCUACAAAAGAAAAUGAUGAUAAUAACCAAAUUGAUAAAGCCACACAAAAAACUCAGAAUCAAUCAAUAAAUACAGUAAUCGCCGAUAGUAAACCAAUUGUUCAACCAAAAGCCACUAGUAAUAACCAAAAUGAUAAAUAUGAUAAUAAAAAUAUUCCAAAAUUAAAAUCAGAUUUUAAUUUUGAUAUAGAUGAUCCGGACCUACUCAGACUCUUAACCUUAGAUGUGACUCAUAAAUACAGUUGGUCUUCAACCCGAAACCUGAAAAGACAUAUCAGGUAUCUCGAUGAAAAUGAUAUUGAUCUAACUUGCGAUUUAAGGAAAUUUGAAGCAGAAACACAAACAGACAAUAGCGUUAAGCAAAAGACAACUCAAACUAAAUCUCCUAAUGCUGAAUCAUCAGAAAAUACGAUCGAUAGUUCAACGAGUGAGGAAUUUAAGCCAAAGAAGCUGGUUCCAACAGAUUAUGAAGCACCAUUAGAAGUUAAUAGCUCUGACGCUAUUCCGGUCAACCUUUUUCAUUCUAGCGAUGUAUUUGUUCAAUAUUCUGAUUACGGAUUCUAUUCCAGAAAGAAUCAUAAAUAA